Messenger RNA from Chironomus riparius, 7380 nucleotides. Lineage: Eukaryota; Metazoa; Arthropoda; Insecta; Diptera; Chironomidae. The record is from the annotation of a GenBank genome assembly.
AAUCAUCAGCAUUAAUUUGGAACUUUUAACAACUUUUAAACGCUGAUCAUGGGAGGAUCCGGCUCAAAAUCUCAAUCAGAACCAGAAAACACACCAGAACCACCAGAAAUUAGCAAAAUCAUCCAAAGACCAGCUUCAAGCUGUUCAACAAAUGAAGAUGACUUUUCUAUAAUUGAGGAAAUAGACGAUGCAAGCAACCUUAAAUCAACAACAUCGCAAAAACCAGCAAGUCAACAAUUAAAACCAAAAGACGCAUUUUUCAAAUCAUUCAUUGAAGCCAGCAUCAAUGACUUAGAUCAAAGCAUUGAAACAAUCACAAACCAUGCAAAAACAAUAAUUCCUGAUGGUUUUACAAAUCUUUCCGUAAAGAAAUUAAAUCGAUGUUUAGUCUUUACGAUUGAAAGUCUUUACGUGAACUUUGAUAAGCUCAACUUUCACAGAGACGUCAUUUCUAUGAUUUUUGAAGAUGCACGACAGUCAAAUCGAUCUGAAAUGAACUUCUCAACAGCUUUUGGACGACUUUGCAGGCAACAGAUACAUAAUAUUGGGAGUGAUCAGAAAUGGAAUGAUAUUGUCAUGUUUGGUGCGCUUUUGUGUGAACUUACUGUUGUUUAUCAUAAAGAAUCAACUUUAUUCAUGUUGGAGUUGAAUAUUUGGAUACAAGAAAUCAUUAAAUCUGCGCUAAGUGGAAAUGACAAUGGAUUGAUUGCUUAUAUGUUGAUUUUGAAUCGAUUAAUAACGAGAAAGGAUGUCUUUGAUCAAAUAAAUAGGCAAUACUUUAAAAUAUUGAGGACAUUAAUUGGGAAUUUCGAUAAUCAAAGCAAACUUCGAACUAUCGUGUCCUGCCUCAUUACGAAUGUUGAUAACUUUAAUAAAAAUGAUGUUGCAACUGCUAUUGACAAAAGUAAACCAACUGUUCGAAGCAAACGACUUAAAGUUCCGAAACAUAUGAUCGUUGAUGACGCAGAAUAUUUAGAAGAAGUUCAAAUAUCCAAUAAAUGUAAAGCCUUUGAAAAAUACCUCAAAUCAACGUCAAAAGGCAUAAAUGACUUUUGUAGCUUCUUCAGUGACGCAACAAUCAAUGAAGUUGAAUAUUUCUCAAGAAUAUUCAUUGAUCAUGCGAUUGAGAAUCCAAAAGAGAUCAAAAUUCUUGGUUCAAUUGCGUCAAAGUAUCAAACUGCACUGUUGAGAGUAAGGAGGUUAAUUAAGGAUACUGUAAAAGGUCUCGAGGGUGAAUUUGAGACUUUAAAAAGAGCAGGGAAUGCAGAUUCAGUGAAAGUUGGGAAUCUAGGAAAACUUCUUGGCGAAUUGUACGUUUCUGAAAAGCCGAUAAUUACAGCUGAGUUCAUGACAUCCUUUUUGACAUUCCUAACUGAUAAUGGAGACAUAACAACGAUUGCAUCAACCUUAAAACUUUGCGGUUAUUUCUACAAAUCUAAAAAUCAAAAACAUUUUGAUAAUUUCAUGGAGUCAAUCAAUGUGUUUCGAUCAAUAAUUGAGGAUGAAUUUAUUGAUUUGUCUGAAAAUUACGAGAAUAAGGAACAAAUUUGUAAGUCAAGGCUGUUCAUGCCAGCAGAUUCUGUAAAAAAAUUGAGCAGUUUAGAAAUGGUCAUAACGAAUGUCUCUGAAAAUAAGAGUGUCAGUUACAACUAUGAACUCACAGGCAUUCUGCACAUGAAUUAUAAAAGAUUAAUCAAGUUGGUCAUCAACAGUUUAAAAACACCAGACGCAAAUGUCAUCGAACUUGCUAAAUUUCUAAAAUCUUUGCACGAUUUUACUUAUAAAAUCGGAAAUUUCGUUAAAAGAUUGAAGGUUAAUUUAGAAUUGAGGGUUUUGGACAUGUCAACUGAUAAUCUACAGGAAAUGAAGAUUCUCGGCAUGUUCAUAGCUGAAUUGAAGAAUUUGAAUGUCACCAGCAAUGAAAGUCAAAAGCUGUGGCUGGAAAAGGCUAAAAGUUUGGAUCCUGUCGAGAAUUUUGAGGUUAUGGAGAUUUAUGUUGAUGUAGUUAAAGCUAUGCUGGUUAAUAUUCAAAUUCACGAAUAUGAGAAGAUUGAGAAGAUCCAAAAGUUCCUCUUGGACUUCAACAAAUCCUUAGAAUCAACAGACAAUGAAGUUACAAUCAGAAUCAAGUCUAAAAUCGCUCAAAUUCUUCAAAAUAUUGUCAUCAAAAAGGUUGACUCAGCAACUGUAGAUCUUCUCUUUAAAAUCAGACAUGGACAAAGAAUUGAAGGUCUUCCAAAAGACAUGCCCGAAAGUGAUCCAAAUCAAUUGGAUGUUCAGGAUUUUGCUAAAAUAUUCUACAUCAAUGCCAUCUCGAAUCACCUUUUCACUGUAAAUUUUACAAACUCACUGAAAUUCCUCAAAACUGGAUCAAAAGGAGAAAAAUUCAUUCAAAACUUAAGAGACAUGCUGUCUUCAAAUCUAUUUCCAAACAUUUAUUCUCCUGACUUUUGUGAAUCGGAUGAAGCUCAAGGCACAUUUGAGCUUAUUCUUCAACUUUUUAAAGAAGGUGUCUUAAUGGAUUUGGAAAUUAUUUCAUUUCUGCAAGUCAUCUAUGAACUUGAGAACUUGCAGAAGUAUAAAGACUAUGCAUCUAAAUUCACAGAUGAUUUAUAUCUGCUAGUUGUACGCGGUACUAGAAGAAAUGCCAGGAAGUUCAGUCACAAUUUGACAAAAUACAUUGAAAGAGUUCAACAGAAAUUAAAGGAACUGGAUGUUGAGGAUGUAGAAGUUGAAGAUCCAUUUAAGAAUGUGGAAGGACAAGACGAUGAAGAAGAAAAUGCUGAACUUAAGCUUAAGGAAGACGAAUGUGACAAAGAAGAAUCCUCUGAUGAUCAAGUUAUGGAUAUAGCAUCAACUAAAGUUCAAGAAUGUGAAAAAACACCAGAAACUAUUUGUGACAUUGAACAUUUAGACCCAGAACCCAUUGCAAUCCAAGAGAUAACCGACAAAUCACCCGAAGAUAACUUAAAAGAACAAAAUCUUGAAUCUAAAUCAUCUAAAGUUGAUAAUAAGAUUGACACAUUAAGUUGCAUGGCUACAGCUGCACUAGAAACUCAAAACCAUUCAACAGCUACAACUGCUCAAUCAGCAUCAUCAUCAUGGCAAGAAAUAUGCAAUUUACUCAAACAAGAUCAGGAAAAGGACAAUUCUUUGAGUUUAAUUUUAUUGGACCAGGAGCAACAUCAACCAGCUUGGAGUAUGCUAGAGAAUUCAAUUUCUGAUGAGAUUGCUGAAGAGUUAAGUCAAAGCAGCAAGAUUGUUAAUCUUUUAACUCAGAUUGAGGAGAAAUUAGCAACCUUCAGUGAAGAUUCCAAGGAACAAGUGCCACAAUUUCAAGAGCUAAACCUGAAUGAAAAAGCUGCUCCAAACCCCAACUUAUCUGUUGAAAAUCAACAUUCAGCACAGAUCAAUCCAAAUGUAACACAAACCAGUCAAAACUCAUCACAAGAUGCUUCGAACCUCUACCAAUUUCAAUCAAUUCAUUCAGCAAACUUUAACAUACCAGGCCUAGCUGAAUCUUACAAUGAAAUCUUACCAGUUAUCACAACAAACACAUCACAUCUAAGAAGACAUUCAAUUGUAAUUUAUGGCUGGUCAAUUGAAGAUCAAACCCUUAAACCACAAGUUAAAGAGCUCACUGUUCUUUUGUCGACUGAAUUGAGAAAGCAUCACAAGCAGUUGCUUAAGGAUGUGACUAAUGAAUUAAUGGAUGAGUUGGAUAUUAUUCGUAGAGCUCAAGGUGUUAGUAAUCAUGAUGGCAAGAAAUUUUCUCAACAGAGGAACGACUUCAUAUUGACAUGCAGAGCUGUUUUUCCGUUGCUGGAGAGUCGACAUAUUUACGAUAUCUUAGAUUGCAUGCUGAUUCACAUCAAUGAUGGAAAUAGGAUUGUGGUUGAACUCUUUUUGGAUGUAACUGAAGGAAUAGAGGAUGUCUUUAGCGUUGAUUGUAAGGCACGAAACAAAUUUUUGACAUUUUGUACUCAAGUCUUGGAAUAUGCUGUGAAAUUCAGGAAUGCAGACCCAAGAACGUCAAAAAUGCUUAAAUAUUUCAAAACCUUAAAGAACAAGCCCGAAAGAUCACAAAGCAUCGAAAGUUCCUCAACUCAACGACUAAGCAACAGCCAAUUAAGCAUAAACUACGUCAGUCCUUGGCCAGACAAGCCAAGAAGAAGGUAUCGAGGAUAUCGAAGGCCAAGAGAAUCAAGUCAAAGCACACAAAAGUUUGGAUUGUCAAGAGCUUCAAGUCAGGCGACAGAUAGAUCAAGUCAAAGUGUGCAAUCAAGUAGACAGUCAAGGCAGAAAGUCAAAUCAAGUGGACAAUCAAGUCAAAAUACUCAGACAAGUGCAAAGUCAAGACAGAGUCUUCAGCCAAGUUCAAAGUCAAGUCAGAGUCUUCAGCCAAGUUCAAAGUCAAGUCAGAGUCUUCAGCCAAGAGAAAAGUCAAGUCAGAGUCUUCAGCCAAGUGCAAAGUCAAGUCAGAGUCUUCAGCCAAGUUCAAAGUCAAGUCAGAAUGUUCAGUCAAGUGUAUCACAAGGUGUAUCAGGUCAAGUAACUGGAAAGUCAAAUUCAAUUCCCUCAAAUGUCAUUCAAGAUCCACCAGCAAGUCUCAAAACAGAUGCUAAGGUCAUGUUCUACAUCAAUCAGCUUCAAUCUACAAAUGUUGAAAAACUUACACCUAAGAUUAGUUCCAUCUUAGCUAAAGACUUUUCAAAAAACAGAUUUAUGGAAAUUUUACUACAAAAGGGGAUUUCAGACGAGAAAUUCAUAAAUCCAGCCAUCGAUUUAUUUGUGCAUCUUUUUGAAGAAAAUGGCAUUAAACCAGCAAAAAUAGCAUUAGCUGAUGAAAUUGGCAAUGAGUUCAUAAACCUUUGUGAAGAUGGCGGGAAGCUAGAACAAAAAAUGAUGAACUUAGUAAAGUUCACGCUUGCAUUUGAUCCGUUUCUAAAAGGAUCAUUUUUAUUUGAACUUUGGUCGCAACUUCUUGAAUUCGUUGAACAGGAUUGUCCGAAUUCUCUGAAAGCUCUUUUGUUGCUGAUGGAAAAUAGCUUUGAAAUUUUGUAUGAUUCAAGAGAUCGAACAAGAUUUUUGAGAUAUGUUGUAAUAGUUUUUAAAAGAAAAUUGGGCGUAAUUAAGGAUAAAAGUUUAAGAGACAAGAUGAACAAGAUAAUAAGAAGUUUUGAAAGAGAUGAAGCUCCUGCAAAUGUGAUUAAAGACAAUACUCAACAAACUGAUCAAAAUAAGUUAAGUUCACAAAACAAAAUUACUGAACCAGUUGCAAAAGCUUCAGGAAUUGCCACAAAUCCUCCAACAUCUAAAAUUACUCUGCCUGGUUCACAACAGCAAGUCAAAGCUAUAAAUCCUCUUGAACUUUUGCCGAUCAAAACUCAAGAACUUGACAAAAACCAUUCGAAAGUGGUUACAGGAUUGACAAAAGACCUCAACUUUUUGAACUUUAGCAGACCAUCAACUGCAAUUGAACCAGCAGCAACGAUGCAGCGUCAAGAAGUAUCCAUCAAGAAAAGUCAAACAAUUCAGUCUAAACUGCAACUUCAAAGUAACAUCCAAACCCACCAAGAUGAUCAAGUCCGGCUCCUGAACUUCACUCCCGACUACUUUUUAUUUGACAAUUCAAUCACAAAUCCACAAAAAUUUGAGAAAACUCUGAAAGUUUUAUGUGAAAAAUGCAGAAGUUUUGAAAACAACGACGAACAUUCAAUCAAAAUUAAAGAAUUCAUCGCCAUUGCCAUCAUUAAGAUCAACUUUUUACAAACUCAAGUCAAACUUGAUGAAUUUGAGAAGUUUGCUGAAAUAUUUUACGAAUUGUACACAAGAACUGAUCAGACUAAGUUCAUGCAAUGGAUUUUAAUGAAGUUUUUGAAGGCUUGGAAUUUAAAUGAUCAAAAUUUGUCUGAUAAAAUGACUAAAAUUUAUGAUAGAUAUUCAAAGUCAGUGCUGCGAGUUAAAAAGUCUUUCAAAAUGUCAGAAGAAAUGGCUACCAAAACUGAUAAAGCAACAGCUUCAAACAACAUAACCUCAAAAUCGGGAGAUCAACAAAUUCUUUCAAGCACACCCCAAAAGCCUGACAACAUAACCUCUAAUUUAGGAGUUCUAACAUCAAAACCUAAAAGUACAACCUUAAAGUCUCGAACCAUAACCUUAGUUUUUGAUGAUUUGGUACCAAAAUCUGAAAAACGAUCAAAUUCUAUCUCACAGAAGAAGUCUGAUGAUGUAAGCUUGAAAUUUGAAGACACAACCUUAAAAGCUGAUAACUUAACCUCAACAACUAGUGACAUAACCUCAAAAUCUGGUGACAUAACCUCAAAAUCUAGUGACAUAACCUCAAAAUUUGGUGACGUAACCUCAAAAUCUGAUGAUUUAACCUCAAAGUCUGGUGAGAUAACCUCAAAAUUCCUGGAAGCUACCUCGAAGCCUAGUAUUACUCUGAAUACAGCCAUCUUAUCCUCAAAAUCGGAGAGCACAGCACCAAAAUCAAUCAAUCUAACCUCAAAAUCAGUUCAAAGCAAUUUCUUCAUUAACUUCAUGACCAGUUUACAAAAUCUACUAUUUGAUCAUCUCAAAAGUACUACAAUUGAUGUCGAUCGUGAUCCAUUUUUGGACUAUUUUGCACUUAAAAAGAAGAAAGCUUAUGAAAUAGUUUGUGACUUAUAUUUCCUAGGUUUAAUAUCGACACAGUUUGUGGUCAGCUGCAUUGCAAAAAUGUUUGAAUAUCCUUUAAUAAUUGAUAAAAAUGUUGAUGUUGUGGUUAGGUUGAUGAAGCUGGUCGACAAAAUUGUGAGAAUAAGGAACAAAGAAAAGAAUUUUUUGGAAGUUUUGAAGCCAUUUUGGUUGAGAUUGCCAUUUGGAGUUGAAUUGAUGUUUUCUAUUUCUGUUGACAAAUGGACAGUUUUGAAAAAUUUCAUACAAAAAUCAUUACUUUAUCGCUUAAAUGCUAUUGAAUUUCGUGCUUUUAUUGAAAGUUUGUGGACUGAAUUGAUGGAAAAUCCAGGAAAAUUUAAUGAAAUUGUUCAAAUUUUUGAAGACUUUUUAGAAGUCUUGGGAGACAGUUUUGCAGUUUUAAUCGUUGAUUUUAUGGAAAAUCGAAGAAAUUCACUCGAAAAAUUCCCAAUCGAGAACAUUUUGAAGCCAAUUUCAUUAAAAUACAAAACUUCAAUUUUAUUCGCAUUUGAGCUUUUUGAAAUGGGAAUUUUAAAUUGUGAAUUAUUUUCAAAAUGGUUAAAUGACAAAAUUUAUGGAAAGUUGGUGCAAGAACAUAAUUCUGAGAUUUUAUUGAAAUUUGGACAAAAAGGUUUGAAAAUUGAUGGAAAUUUGGAUGAAAAUUUGAUUAAUUAUUACAAAAAGUUAAAUAAUUUUGGUUAA